UAAAGGAUUCAGAACAUCAUUAAACGAGGGAACUGGACCUAUCUUUAUUGACGACAUGUCAUGUGAUGCCAACAGUUCUCACAUUAAUGAUUGCACGUAUGUAACUUACGCCAAUUGUUCCCAUAGAAAGGACGUAGUCGUUACAUGCACAGCUAAUUGCGGUGACCCAACGCCGAAAUUCGGUAGGGCCAACGGCACUUCUUCGGGCGUUGGAUCUGUUGUAAGCGUGACAUGUGAACAUGGUCGAUUACUUAUUGGCGAAUCGCUUAUCAUUUGUCAAGAAAAUGGGAAUUGGACAAGUACACCGUCGUGUCUUCUUAUAGAUUGUGGUGAUCCAACGCCAAAUAAUGGCUCCAUUAACGGAACGUCGUAUCUCGUAGAUGACGUGGUCUCGUUAUCGUGUAAUAGAGGCUUUAUUGUAUCCGGCGACUCCAUCAUAAGAUGCCAGAAUAAUAGUAAUUGGACAGACUAUCCAAAAUGUGAUAUCAUUGACUGCAGCCAACUAAACAUAGCCAAUAUGACGAUUGACGGUGAUAAUACAACUACAUACGGGCAGAUAGCAGUUGUCAGUUGCAAAUCAGAUUUUACUCCACGCGGUUAUUGGACUGUGAAAUGUGAAGACAGUGGCGUUUGGAAUUACUCACAUGUACCUCACUGUGAACUCAUUGACUGUGGUUCCCCCGCACCACCAUAUGGAAGUGUAAACGACACCACUACGACAGUUGGUACUGUGGUCGGCGUGUUCUGUGAUUAUGGGCGACAGCUGGUUGGUUAUUCGGUAUUGGUUUGCCAACAAAAUGGAAAGUGGACAGGUUCUUCUUCGUGUCCAUUGAUAGAGUGUGACGAUCCAAUACCAGUUAAUGGCGCCGUAAAUGGAACAACCCGAUACUUUGAUGACAUUCGUUCAGUAUCGUGUAUAAGCGGCUUCAAGUUAGCAGGCCUUUCCGUCAUACGAUGUCAAAACAACAGUAAAUGGACUAACUAUCCCAAAUGCACCAUUGUUGAUUGUGGCGUCCUCGACAUUGUCAAUAUGUCUAUAAGCAUUGAAAAUGCGACUACAUACGGACAGAUAGCAUUUGUCAGUUGCAAACCAGAUUUUACUCCAAAAGGUUCAUGGCCUGUAAAAUGCGAAGCUAGCGGCGUUUGGAAUAAAACACAUGUACCGCCGUGUCAACUCAUUGACUGUAAGGAUCCAACGCCUUUAAAGGGCUUUGUUAAUUCGUCAGAAACAACAGUCAAUGCAGUGGUGAAUGUUUCCUGUGAAAAUGGUUACACGCUUUUGGGUGCUUCAGUCAUUAUCUGUGAGUCUACUGGCAUAUGGUCCGGGACUCCGACAUGCGACCCUUCGGAUUGCGGAAGGCCAGCUAUAUUGAAUGCAGAAGUGGUGACAAGUAACUCAACGGCUCUGAAUGCCACAGCAGUAAUAAGUUGUAAAGAAGGAUUCGCCAUAUUUGGACCAAGUGUUAUUAAAUGCACUGAAACGGGAUGGAGUGAUAACGUUACAUGCUUACGUAUUGUAUGUGAGAAGAUGAAAGUUGACAAUGGCAUAGUGAAUGGCACAGGUACCGAGUACGGGGCUGUGAUAUAUUUGGAGUGUGAUACAGGCUAUGCAAUUAAGGGUGACAACAAACUAUCGUGCCAAGACAAAGGUCUAUGGAGCGAUUAUCCUACAUGCGUCAUUCAAAAUUGUGGAAACGUGAUCGAACCAACAAACGGUAUGCUAACAACGAGCCAUGUAACGACCACGUUUAAUUCGUCGUUGAGAUUUCAAUGUGAAACUGGCUAUCAACUAACCGGAAAUGACGUCAUGUGGUGUGACGCAAAAGGCGAAUGGAACAGUUCAGUUCCGACGUGCGUUCGCAAAUUUUGUGGUGACCCAACUCCAAAGAACGGCGCCGUUAACGGAACAUCAUUUUACUUUAAUGACGUGGUAUCAGUAUCCUGCGAGUAUGGCUACUCAUUGACCAGCGAAGCUAUCAUAACAUGUCUUAGUAACAGAAGAUGGACUGAUAACCCGAUGUGUAAUAUUGUUGUGUGCGAGCGCAUUCACUUAGAAAAUGGCACUGUGACCGGCACAGAAACACACUUCGGGUCGCAAAUCGAGGUACAGUGUGACAUUGGAUAUGAUCUCCGUGGUGACAGGAGACUAGUAUGUCAAACUAAUGGUCAAUGGAGUGGCAAUCCAACAUGCAUUAUAAAAGAUUGUGGGAACGUCACAUUGCCAGCCAACAUGAGGAUCGUAACUAGUCCUUUAGUAACAACGUUUAAUUCCUUACUGCGAUUCAAAUGCCAUGAAGAUUAUCUGCUAAACGAAAGUGACACAAUGUUGUGUGACGCAACAGGUGCUUGGAACAGUUCUGUUCCGACAUGCAUCCAGAAAUCGGACAUUGGUGGACCCUGUGUUGAUGCCAGAAUGUGUAGGAUACAAAGCGCAAUUUGUGAGGACAAAAAGUGUUCAUGCAUGUCUGGAGUGGUAGACAGAAGAACACAAAAGUGUGACAUAAUGCCAUUGCUACCGUUUGGAGAAGACGAAGGAGAUAUGAUUAUGAAUCAACAUGAUUGCAGCGAACCCAUUGUUUUUUCACCUGCGAUACCAGUUUUCAACACAAUGAGACGGUCCAUACAUGUAUGCAGAUGUGGACUCGUAAGUUUUGAUAAGAAAUACACAAAUAAUAAACCUGUUCCAGCGGUUGAAGCAAAACAUGAUAUCAUAGAACCGACAAUUGAUAUCAAUGACCCGGUUGUUGCAGCAUAUUUCGCAGAUAUCUUCGUUGACAAAUCCUCAUCUAUUACAUUCAGGACGUAUGAUAUUCUCAACAACUAUCCAUUCACUGCCAAAGCGACGGAAGACAUAGCAUUCCUCGAAAGAUUAAUCAAACGCGUGGAAAAUCUUUCUUCAUUUGAAGUGAGUUUCGUUUUCAUUGCAACAUGGAGUAGUGUGAAACCUAACGCGGCUGCAUUUAAUCGCAUUAACCCAGCAACGUUCCAACUGGCCAUCAUUUCAAAUGGUGUGCGGACAUAUUCCGUAACAAUAUACGGGCAUGAACUGAUGAACUGGGCUCUAAAUUCGAGAGAAAAAACUAAAACUAUUCCGUUGUGGAUCGGUCACGCCGGAGAGAAUGGUACUAAAUUCAACCACUUGUUUUCAUUCAAAACACCUGCACUUCGGAUGGAUUUAGGUUCUAAAUCAGGAGGAAUCAGUGGUCUUUUAUUGAAAAAUAUCGAUGCACACGACACCGCAUUUAGCAAUCACGGUGUUGAUUGUAUAAAGUGGUACAACAAAAACAGCAACAGGAAGCAGAAUAUCCAAGUCUACUCUCAACGUCUACCUAUGUGCCCAUGUGACAUCAAUCUAGCCCGAUGGGACCCGUGGUUUUGGCACAUCCGGACCAAACUGCGUCAGCAAAUUAGCAACAAUAUUGUGUGCGUUGACAUGAUGCUAAUUGAAACUGUCAAGCCACAUGGGAAGUCUUGCUGCUAUUACCGUUCGACAUUAACAUUUGUGGAAAUGCAACCUCUAUCUGGCGGAUUUUACUUCGCUCAUCCGUCAUACUCACCACGUGAUCACGAGGUAAAUGACGUCAUCAUGAAGGACAAAUGCUGCGCGAAAUCAGACUACUGCGAUCUCUAUUACCAACUUCAUCCUACAGGCACAUGUUACACCGAGUCCCCAUACAGAUUUGGUUCCUUCUGGGGUGAUCCGCACAUGCGCACAUUGGACGGGAUGAACUACACAUUCAACGGACUUGGUGAAUACGUGUUACUCAGCGUUGUGACGUCAAAUGUCACAUUUUCCCUGCAAGCCAGGACUGAGAGGGCAGUGAAGGAAGAUGGAAACCUGUCUGACGCUACGAUCUUCACGGCCUUUGCAGCUAGAGAUAAUACAAAUUCGUCAAUACACAUUGAACUAAAUAGUGCUAAGGACAAUGUGACCUUGUACGGGAAUGGAAUUGAUCUUACCAAAACUCUUCAGAAAGUACAAAACGACAUGGUCGUAUUUAAUACGUCCGCACUCACAAUUCAUGAAGAUGACGGGGUUUUGAGAGUGUCAUUUCUUGAAAUAGGGAUAACGAUCGAAAUAGGAAAAGGAGCAGGAAUGUUGUCACUCGAUGUGAUUGUAUCAAAGAUAUUCAACAACAUGACAAAAGGUCUCCUAGGAAAUUUCGACGGAGACCCAUAUAAUGAUUUUGUGUACCCUAAUGGAAGUCGGCUUCAUUUUAAUGCAAGCGAUAUGGAAAUAUUUUAUUACGGUCAGGCAUGGUCCGUGAAUGACAGUUCGUCAGUAUUUAUAUAUGACGACGGCGAAAAACAUUCAGAUUAUCACAACGCUUCUUACGUUCCGCGCUUCUUGGAUACUGUUGACAACGUAACGCUUGCUCAAGCUGAAAAGGCAUGCAACGGCUCAAAGAACAUGGAAUGUGUGUUCGACUAUGCGUUUACCCUGAACGAAAACAUUGCAAAGGCAACGAACAAGAUACGUGUAACCAUUAAUAAUAACGAAGAAGAAAUAGCUAAAGUCGUGCCAACCAUUAACAAUACAUGCAGUGUAAAUGCAACGGUUGGAGAUCAAAUUUCGUGUCAGUUAAAGCUUGAUGAUGGGUUAGAUAUAGAAUUUGUAAACAACGAUACUAAAACAACAUUUAACAGAACUUCAAAGACGCUUUAUUUCAAACAGAGUGAUGAUCGUCCACACAACAUAUGGUUUGUUGCAAUCAACAAUCAAUCAACGAAAUCUCAGCAGCACACUAUUCAUGUACAGCUUUGCACGGGUUGUCAUGGCCACGGAUAUUGCUCUAAGACAAUGCGGCCAGACCGUCAAGAAACUGCAUAUUUCAAGUACUCUGCGUGCGUUUGCCACCAUGGAUACGACGGAGACGACUGUGAAAAACAAAAAGACUGGUGCGCUGAACGUCCUUGCUCUCUUGGAAGAAACUGUACAAACGUCUCCCAGACUAGAACAUACAUGUACUCGUGUUCUCCUUGCCCGAACGGAUAUGCUGGAGUACAGGGGGAAAGCGAUUGCAUUGAUAUCAACGAAUGCAACUCAUCAAAUCCCUGCGACCAUAUGUGUCUCAAUACUGAAGGAAGUUAUUCGUGCGAUUGCGAGCAUGGAUUCCGGGUCGACGCAAAUAACAAACAUAAAUGCAUCGAUAUCAACGAAUGCAACGAGGCUACACACAACUGUACUCAUAUAUGCAAAAACACGAUAGGCAGCUUUCUCUGCCAAUGUCAGCCCGGUUUUAUCUUCAAUGAAUCUAAUGGGACGUGUGUACCAGAUAAGUCCGAUCCGUGUGCUACAUCAACACUCAACUGCACUCAAACUGCGGGAUGUUCCUUGAAUAUGGAAAAUAAAACCACUUGCUUCUGUAAUGCAGGAUUUAUUUUUAAUAGAACAUCGUUUCAAUGUCAAGAUGUUAACGAAUGCUCUCAAAAUAUUUGUCCUCAAGACUGCAUGAACACGAUCGGCAGUUUUCAGUGCAGCUGCAUAGCGGGUUACCAGUUGAUUGACAAGGUCUCAUGUGAAUUAUGUGAGGUACCAAACUGGGGUUUAAACUGUUCACAAACGUGCGACUGUACCGGACGAGGUGCCGAGAGAUGCGAUCCUGUUAGAGGCUGCGUCUGUUCCAAAGGUUGGACAGGGAGUUCUUGUGACGAUGACGUCGACGAGUGCAAGGAGCAUCCUGGAGUUUGCGAGGAUGCUAGGAAAACAUGUUCGAACAAUAUUGGCUUGUACAGAUGUGUUUGUUUGCAAGGAUACGAUGAAGAUGCUGAUGGAAAUUGCCGAGAUAUAGAUGAGUGCUCUGAUCCACAGUUGAACGAGUGUAGUCAGACGUGUUUGAAUGCUGAAGGCAGCUACACUUGUGGAUGUAAACACGGCUACACAGAAGUCAAUUCGACACAUUGUACAGACAUUAAUGAGUGCGAUUUAAAAUUGGCGGGCUGUGAACAGAUGUGCGAAAACCAUCCAGGAUAUUACAACUGUUACUGCUAUUUCGGAUACAGACUCAACGACGACAGGAACACAUGUAGUAAAGUGAAAGAUUAUUGCAAGGAACUUAACAAUCUAACAUGCGGCGGCUAUUGUGAGGUACGAAACAAAACAGCAUCAUGUCAGUGUCAACAAGGCUUUGAACUUGCCUCUGAUAAACAAAAUUGUACAGAUGUCGAUGAAUGUGAAAAGGGCAACCAAUGUUCAAAAGGAGCCAACUGUACGAACACUUUUGGUUCAUUUUUGUGUGAAUGUCCUGUCGGUAUGAAACUGCAAAAUGACAAAAGAACAUGUACAGAAUGUGACAAGCAUCACUACGGCAAAGAUUGUUCACUUACGUGUCCGUGUAUUCAUGGUGUGUGUAACAGUACCGUAGGCUGCGUUUGCGAUCAAGGCUGGACAGGGAUAAGCUGCGACGUUGACGUCGACGAAUGCAUGGGUAACCAGGUGGUCUGCAAUGAGACCAAUACCCACUGUGUGAACACGCCGGGCAGCGCCUCUUGCGUCUGUCAAGAUGGCUACUCGAAAAACACAUCAUCUGGAAAGUGCGAAGAUGUGAACGAAUGCCAGACUUCUUCCAUGAACACGUGUGAUCAAGAAUGCAUUAACACACCUGGAAGUUAUCUUUGUAGCUGCAGAGCCGGCUUUGUUUUCAGAAAUGAAAAAUGUAACGAUAUUAACGAGUGCCUUGGCGAGCACGAAUGUCAACAACAAUGUGUCAACACUAUUGGUAGCUACAGAUGCUCUUGCGAAUCGGGAUUCGUUCUUGAUCUUACCGACCGAAAGUCUUGCAUUGCUGAGAAAGAGUGUACGUCAAAUCAAGCUUCUAACUGCUCUGCUAAUGCUAAUUGUUCUGUUUCCAACGGCGAGGUUAUAUGUGUUUGUCAUAAUGGAUACAACGGGACUAAUUGUACAGACAUCGACGAGUGUGAAAAUGGUAAGGAAACAUGUGACCAAAACUGUAAAAAUACAAUCGGUGGAUACAAAUGCGAGUGUCAAGUUGGAUAUUUCAUGGAAAAUGAUAAUGCCACGUGUACAAAAUGCACGAACUGGACAUAUGGUGAGAACUGUUCCACGAAAUGUAAAUGCAAUGUGACCAAUACUGAGUCUUGCAAUCCAACAAACGGAACUUGUACGUGUUUGAAUGGCUGGCAUGGUGGGCUUUGCUACGAUGACGUGAACGAAUGUAACUCCAAUUCAAACGUGUGUCCCAAAAAUUCCCAAUGUAUUAACCUGUCAGGCAGUUUUACAUGCGAAUGUGACGCUGGAUAUCUCAAGAACAGCUCUGGUCUGUGUCAAGCGUGUCCUCAAGGACGCUUUGGUAAAGGCUGCACAAGCAUCUGUUUGUGUGAUAUGACACAUACAUCCGUGUGCAACACAGAGAACGGGAGCUGCACGUGUGACGCAGGAUGGACUGGCCCCGAAUGUAAAACAGACGUCGACGAGUGUGCGUCAGCUAAUGACUUCGAAUGUCCUGCAAACUCGACAUGUGUCAAUUCACGGGGUAGUUACGAUUGUGAGUGUGACCCGGGUUUCAAAAUGAGCAGCAACGGUGAUAGCUGUACAGCUUGUCUUCCAGGUCGUUUCGGCAAAGACUGUAAAAGCGACUGUUUGUGUGAUAUGACACAUACAUCCGUGUGCAACAUAGUGAACGGGAGCUGCACGUGUGACGCAGGAUGGACUGGUCCCGAAUGUAAAAUAGACGUCAACGAAUGUGCGUCAGCUAAUGGCUUCAAAUGUCAUGCAAAUUCGACAUGCCUUAAUACUCUUGGUAGUUACAUUUGUGAAUGUGAACCGGGUUUCAAAACGAGCAGCAAAGGCGAUAGCUGUACAGAGUGUUCAGACAACACAUACGGAAGAAAAUGUUUCAAUCCGUGCGCAUGCGUUAUAGAGAACACAUUUUCCCACACCCAGUCCUGUGACAUUAUCGAUGGAACAUGCAAGUGCACUGGAAACUGGACGGGGAAUACUUGCCAAAUCGAUGUAGAUGAGUGCCAAGAAGAUGUGUGUAAGGAUCAAAACGCCGUAUGUUUCAACACUGAUGGUUCUUUCGCUUGCUACUGCAAGAAGGGCUUUGUAAAAGACGAUGUUACCAAAACGUGUUCGAAUGUUACGACAGUUGUAGAAAAGAAAAGAGACAUGCAGAUAACACUGAAAAUUGACGCUCGGAGUAUUAAUCUUACAUCAGACAGGGAUUUUGCAGUGGUUGCCGGAAAAGUUACAUUAUCGCUACGGACCUACCUGUUGCGGUUUAUUACAAAUUUCCAAAUUGUCAUUAAGAAUCUACGGAGCGGAAGCUUAGUAAUAGACUUUACACUUUUUUACAACAACGCUGCUGAUACGGUUACAAGUGUUACUAAGGCACUAGGCGAUCUUAGGAAUGGAACAAACAUCACGUAUGACGGAAAGAUUGUUGAAGCAAUCUCAGAACCACUUGCUAACGCCACGCUGUGUGGUUUGUUCGAGGAGAUAAGAGGAGGUCCGUGUGAAUACGGAAUGGCGUGUAACGUUACAAACGGUGUGGCCUCGUGCGUAGUGAACAUUGUGCCCACAGACAAUGUAAAGCUGAUCAUAGGUGUUUCAGUGGCGGGAGGUCUAAUUCUGGCUAUAGGAAUUUGUACAGCGAUAUGUAUUGUGAUCAAAAGAAAAGCGAGGAACGCAAAAAAGAACACCCUAAGGCUGGAUAACCUCAAUCGAUUUGAUGGACAAGGUGGGAAGGUAUUUUGGAGAUCACCAUCCAAAGAAGUUCGCCAUGGAAAUGAACCAGAUGCCCCAAGGUAUAGAACAUGGCGAUCCAUGGCUCUGUCAUUCAGGCAGGAUGCCGUUCAGAUUCCGAGAAUAGUUGCAGACGAGAAUUCGGGUACUGCAGGGUAGUGAUUUACAGUACGAAGAAAAGGCCAGGAAAAAACACUAAUAAAUAAGCUUUUAUUAGAUUUCCUGUGAAUUUCGAUUCCACCGAAUCAUAUUUAAAGUGUAUAUAUGCAAAUUUCGUUUCGUACACCCUAUGUGGAAUCUGACAUUAUUAUUGUGUAUAAGUUUUAAUACUAAUCAAUGGUGUGUUAUCAUUUGUUUUGAAUGUCCAAUUAGGUUUUCAUAAUUGCUAUAUUUGUUGUCUAUUUUUAUAUAUUUGUUUAAUAUGUGUUUUGUAUUAUUUUAUUAUUUUAUCUAAUGAAAAAUAUGAACGUUCAAUUUAUGUUGAAAUACUAACAGAAUUUGUACAAUAUUAUAUAAAAUACUGAUCAUAUUCAGAUACAAAAAACAUAGUCCAUACGGUUCGUUUGUUUGAAUUGACACCACAGGUUGUUUUUUCAAGUCGUGACAACGCAUUUUGAGUUUUAAACCUAUUUAUUCAUGAUCCAAAAGAUAACAAGUACUUUAUAUAUCAGCAAAAGCAACCAAAAUGCCUUUUUAGCAUAUAAACACUAAAAAUUCAAGUGACACUUUGGUAUCUUUUAAAGUGUAUUGUGGCGUUUUGUAAAUAAUUAUGUACACUAUGAUGAUUUGUGUAGCUACUCGUUAAAAAGGUGGUUAUAACUUUCUUUAAUACAUAAUAUUAAGUUGCAUGUGUUUCAUACGUUUUGUAUACUUUCUGUAUUUUGUCUUACUACUAAUUUUAUUUCGUGUUUAAAAAUAUGCAAGAUCUUUUCUAUUAAGUACUGUUUCCGCUGGUUUGUCUUUUAUUUCUUUUUCUCUUUUAAUUUUUAAUAAAUCAUAUAAUAUUUAAA
Molecule: messenger RNA, 9714 nt
Organism: Dreissena polymorpha
Lineage: Eukaryota; Metazoa; Mollusca; Bivalvia; Myida; Dreissenidae
Exons: 54
Coding region: 56-8863 (2935 amino acids)
Biological process (GO): cell-matrix adhesion
Molecular function (GO): calcium ion binding
Source: RefSeq, a predicted model, not a curated record